Molecule: messenger RNA, 5609 nt
Organism: Aedes albopictus (Asian tiger mosquito)
Lineage: Eukaryota; Metazoa; Arthropoda; Insecta; Diptera; Culicidae
Exons: 2
Coding region: 312-5609 (1765 amino acids)
Biological process (GO): DNA integration
Molecular function (GO): nucleic acid binding
Source: RefSeq, a predicted model, not a curated record
GGGACUGCUACUGAUCGGCUGCGGAGAGCACUUUAUUACAACGCCUAAUUUAUUAGGCUUACAGUCGUAGUCGUGCAGGAUCAUUUUCUCCGGUUGGGAAACACUAGAGGCGCAGCCGAUAUAAUUGUAUUGCCGAUUGGUGGAUGCAUUUCACGAGGAACUGCUGCUGUUUGCCGUAGGAAGUAAAUUACAAGGCCUAAUUUCUUAGGCUCUCAGGUGAGCCUCUUUCCAAUCCUCGUAUUGCAUUUCUGUGUGGUGCUGUGCUUCGUACCUUUUUCACAGUUCUUUUCGUCGACGUCAACUACUGUGCGAUGACGAAGAAGCUGAAGCCGAGGCUGCAAGUGCGGGAUAACAUCGUGGAUUUCCUAAAACGCACAUCUCGCUUCCUGAAGAACUACGUCCCCGACACUCACGCCCUUCAGGUCCAGACUCGUAUGUACAAACUGGACGAGAAAUGGGACGAAUUUGAAGACAUCCAAGCACAGAUCGAGCAGAUGGAGGAGCACGAAGAGAAGGCGGAUGACCACAAAAGGACUAGGGCCGAGCUCGAGGAGUUGUACUUCCAGGAAAGGGCAGGGUUGAAAUCAAAGUUGCCAUCCACUCUUUCUUCUUCCGCACCCCCCUCCGCUAAUGCACCUGUGGGGGCGUGUGCCGGCAUAACAUUGCCAAAAAUAAAUUUGCCAGAAUUCAAUGGGGAAUUCGAUAAGUGGUUGCCAUUUUCCGACACGUUUAAGUCGCUAAUCCAUGAUAACCCGGAUUUAAGCGGUAUCCAACGUUUCCACUACUUGCGAGCGUCUCUAAAGGGUGAGGCGCUGAAAGUUGUAGAUUCCUUUCCAUUAUGUGAAGAGAACUACGCGGCGGCUUGGUCUGCACUAAUCAAACGCUAUUCGAACGUAUAUCUGCAGAAGAAACGACAUGUGAAUGCUCUUCUGCAGUUUCCGAAGUUAAAGAAGAUGACUGCUAGUGGGAUCCAUGACGUCAUCGAUUGCUUUGAUCGGCACACGAAAAUCUUGGAUCAAUUGGGUGAAGUGACAUCGGGCUGGGGGGCGAUGCUGACACAACUAUUGGUAUCCAAGCUGGAUGAUUCGACGCAGAAGGACUGGGAAGAGUUCGCCUUGAAGAAACAAGAUCCGACGUUCCGGCAAGUGAUGGAGUUUCUCGAGGGUCAAACCCGGAUAUUAGAUGCGAUUGCGGUCGAUCAGCGUGGCGAAUGUCAGCGUGUUCCAUUUUCCACUCCACCCAACUCCUUCAAGAAAUCUGUGCCAAAGCUUGCAGUGAAUACAGCGUCUGAGAGUUCAACAACAAAGUGUGUUUCUUGCAGUGGUCCACAUUACAUAAUAAAUUGCCCCACGUUCGCGAAGAUGAGUCUGGAUAAGCGGUUCCAGGUUGUCAAUUCGAAGAAGCUGUGCAGCAACUGCCUCCGUCGUGAUCACUACAGUCGGGAUUGUAAGUCCUCUUUCCGUUGCCGAACGUGUAACAAGAAGCACCAUAGUCUCCUCCAUCCUGGGUUGUCAGCAUCCGGUUCCAAUUCAGCGACUGCCGCUCAGGAAUGUACUCAAUCGCAAACGGGCGGUUCGAAUGUUUCUACUACUGCAGUUGUUCCGGUUGAUGCUCCUCAGCAGGUGCUCCAGAGUUCGGUUGCUACAAUCUAUGCGGCAAAUGUCACAGCUGAAUCUCGAGAAGUUCAUGUUUUCUUGUCAACGGUUCUCGUGUCGGUGAAGGACUGCAACGGGCGGUCUCACAUGGCCAGAGCUCUUCUCGAUAGCGGAUCCCAGGCGAAUCUGAUCACGGAGAGAUUGUGCCAAGUCUUGAAGUUACCACGGAAACAAACUAGCGUGCCAAUCGCUGGUGUAGGCAGUGCGCGGGUUCAGAUAAACAGUUCUGUGUCCACCACAAUAGCUUCGAGAAUCACCGACUACGCCAUCCCGAUGGACUUCUUAGUUCUGAAGAAAGUAACAGAGGAUCAGCCUUCGACGACGAUUCCGGUCAGUAGUUGGAACCUACCAUCAGAUAUGGUACUGGCGGAUCCAGGUUUCAACAAGCGGGCUCCAAUUGACCUAUUGCUGGGAUUGGAGUAUUUCUACGAGUUCUUGUUACUCAACGGUGGUCGGAUUCAAAUACAGCGGGUAGGUGAAGGAAUUCCACUCUUCGUCAACACUGUUUUCGGGUGGAUAGCAGCCGGUAAAGCGGAUUUGGGUAGCCUUAACCCGAUUCCGUGCUGUCACGUAACGACCAACGCCACUCUGGAGGAAAAAAUUGAGCGAUUUGAGGAGAUGCAGGACGUUCCACGGCGUUCUCAAGAAGAACAAGACUGUGAGGAACAUUUUCAAGCCACUUUUUCACGUGAUUCAACCGGAAGAUACGUGGUGCGUCUGCCGAAGCGAAUGGGUUUCGAGCAGAUGAUCGGUGAGUCGAGAGAUACGGCUCUCCGCAGACUUAUGCAACUUGAACGGCGGUUGGGCAAGGACGCAAAUCUGCGCAAGAGUUACAACGAAGCGAUGCAGACCUACUUGGAGCUGAACCACAUGACAGCAGUUCCGGACGAAGUUUUGAAACACGAUAGUCGUCUCGCUUGUUAUCUGCCUCAUCAUCCGGUUAUCAAAGAGUCGAGUACAACGACAAAGAUUCGGCCAGUAUUCGACGGUUCCGCGAAAACAACCUCGAACCACUCUCUGAACGACGCUUUGAUGACAGGACCGGUUCUUCAAGAUCCUCUUUUUGAUCUGGUUCUUCGCUUUCGCAAACACGCAGUUGCUCUCGUCGCAGACAUCGAGAAGAUGUAUCUACAGGUGAGAGUGCAUCCAGAUGACACCUCUCUACAGCGGAUUUUGUGGAGAUUCUCGCCAGAGGAGCCGAUUGCAACGUACGAAAUGAAUCGUGUAACAUUUGGUUUGGCUCCGUCUUCGUACCUCGCGACACGUUGCUUGCAGCAGCUGGCAGACGAUGAAGGAGAUUUGCAUCCACGGGGAAAGGAGGCGCUCAUCAACGACUUUUACGUGGACGACUACGUCGGUGGGGCAGAUUCUGAGUGUGAAGCUAUCUUGUUGCGGCAAGAUUUGGAGCAGCUAAUGCCUAAAGGAGGUUUUCGGCUGCGAAAAUGGAUGUCCAAUGCAAAGGGUGCGUUGGAAGGCCUGCCACCGGAGGAUUUAGGAACUCAGUCUACGCUGAACUUCGAUCAAGAGCAGGUGAAAACGCUAGGAAUCCAUUGGCGACCAGGGCCGGAUGUGCUGGGUAUCGACGUGUCAAACCUUACUGUAAACGGACAGUGGACUAGGCGCAAGGUAUACUCCGUCAUCGCUCAGCUGUGGGACCCUAGCGGUAUUACGGCUCCAGUCAUUUCUUGGGCCAAGAUACGGAUGCAGCUUUUGUGGGUAGCAGCUCAAGGAUGGGAUGAUCCCCUGUCUGAAGAAUUAGCCAACCGGUGGACUGAGUUCUACCAUCAACUACCCGUCCUGUCGGAGAUCGAAGUGAAACGGCAUGCUUUCGCCAAUUAUCCGAUGUUGAUUCAGUUCCACGUUUUCUCGGAUGCGUCGGAAGCGGCGUAUGGAGCGUGCAUCUACGCUCGGUCGAUCGAUCAACGGGGACAUAUUAAAGUGGAACUAUUAGCGGCAAAAUCUCGACCAGCGAGUUUGAAGAAGACGACCCUUGCAAGGCUGGAAUUGUGUGGUGCUCAUGUAGCGGCCAAACUCUAUCGUGCGACUGCGAAAGCCCUUAAGAUGGAAGAUACGGAAACCUGGUUCUGGUCGGACUCAACGGUGGUACUGUCAUGGCUGAAGUCGCCGCCGUAUGUCUGGCCUACUUUUGUGGCUAAUCGGGUAUCUCACAUCCAAGAGCUGACAAAGGGACAUCGGUGGAAUCACGUCAAGGGGACUGAAAACCCAGCCGAUCUCGUCUCACGUGGCGUCAUGCCUAAGGAUCUCGUCGACAAGCACCACUGGUUUCACGGGCCGGGUUGGUUGUCGUUACUCGACCAGCAUUGGAAUACCGAACGGCAUUUGAAGUACGAACGACCAGCGGAGGAGCUGCUGGAGAGAAAGAAGAACGUUAUGGUCGUAGCCGAUUCUCAGCAGCCACAUCUACUGCUGGAUCGCUAUUCUAGCUACUGGAAACUUCUUCGGAUCACGGCAUAUGUCCUCAAGUUCAUCCGGAGAUGUCAGCAUCGUAGAUCGCCCCCCACGUCCUCUUCCUUGUCUGUAGCGGAACUACAAGAAGCUAAAUACACGUUGGUGCGGUGUGUUCAACGGAAACCGUUUGCCGCGGAAAUCAAAGCGUUAGCCAAUCAUCGACCGAUUCAAGCCCACUCGUCGCUGAAGCUUCUUCACCCUUUUCUGGAUCACCAGGACAUACUUCGGGUUGGUGGCCGGCUGAGAUUGGCCGGAGAAUCGUAUGCAGUUCGACACCCCAUUAUCCUUCCCAGCAAUCACACGUUUUCACGCCAAGUCGCAGUCGCCUACCAUGAAUUGUCGCUCCAUUCCGGCCCCCGAAUGACGCUCGCACAAAUUCGGCAAGAAUUCUGGCCAUUACGUGGAAAGGCACUAGCAACUUAUACUUUCCGAAACUGCUUACGCUGUUUUCGAACCAACCCUGUCCCUGUAUCCCAACCACCUGGUCAAUUACCAAAACCUCGUACAACUCCUACUCGUGCAUUCGCUGUCACCGGUGUGGACUACUGUGGUCCAGUCUACCUUAAGCCUGUUCACCGUCGAGCGGCAGCACAAAAGGCUUACAUCGCCGUCUUCGUGUGCUUCAGCACGAAGGCCGUCCAUCUGGAGCUGGUUGGAGAUCUUACCGCAUCUGCCUUCCUAGCUACGCUACGACGUUUUGUGGCCCGCCGAGGUCUGCCUUCUGAGAUCCACUCGGAUAAUGGCCUCAACUUCAAGGGUGCCAGCAACGAUCUCCGGGAGAUGUACGAGCUAUUGCAUGAUCCCGUCGUGCAUUCACAAAUCUCCAACGAGACGUCGAAACGAGGAAUCGUGUGGAAAUUCAUUCCACCUAGAGCGCCGAACUUUGGUGGCCUAUGGGAGGCCGCCGUAAAAUCUGCCAAGACGUCACUCGUUCGUGUUCUGGGGCAACGUAGAUUGUCAUUCGAGGACAUGGCGACCAUCCUCAUCCAGAUCGAGGCUGCGAUGAAUUCGCGGCCACUCACCCCCCUAUCGGAGGACCCAGACGAGUUAGAUGUGCUCACACCAGGGCAUUUUUUGACUGGCUCCUCGUUGUUAGCCCUCCCCGAUCCGGACUACAGUGAGAUCCCUCUGAAUUGGCUUCAACACUACCAGGGACUACAGCAGAUAAUUCAACAGCAUUGGAAACGGUGGAGACGGGAAUACAUCUCGCAACUCCACAACCAGAACCAACGAUUCCCACAAGCAACUAUACUCGCGGUAGGCCAAAUGGUACUCCUAAAGGAAGAUGGGAAUCCAGCCAUCGAGUGGCCCCUUGCCCGCAUUAUUGAAGUCCACCCAGGCCCGGACGGAGUGGUCAGGGUGGUGAAGGUACGGAUGCCAAGCGGGUCUAUCUACAAGCGGCCAGCAUCAAGGGUGUGUUUGCUACCAUUCGAAAGGACUUCCCCGAAAGAUGAAACGCUGUCAACUCCAAUCAGCGCAACGUAG